CCGUUCUAUACAACUGGGAGAGAAAUGGCGGCGGGCUUGGGUGGGCACCAGCCUUGGUACUCGAGGACUGCUGUUCCGUCAACGCAGCUUAACCGCAGCCUGGAAAGGGUUCUGGAGGAGGCAGUUCAUUCGGGCAUUCUCAAUCUAAGCGGGCGGAAGCUUAAGGAGUUCCCUGCCGUCAACUACGAUUUGACAGAUACGGUGCAGGCAGAUCUCUCAAAGAACAGAUUUAUUGAAAUUCCACAAGAGGUUUGUUUGUUCGCACCUCUGGAGACAUUACAUUUGUAUCACAAUUGCAUUAAGUGCAUUCCAGAAACAGUUGUUAAUCUGCAAAUGUUAACUUUUCUAAAUAUUAGUCGAAAUCUUCUAUCAACAUUGCCAAAAUAUCUGUUUAAUCUUCCACUUAAAGUUUUAGUUGUGAGUAACAAUAAGCUAGUUUCCUUACCAGAAGAAAUUGGAAAGCUUAAAGAUUUAAUGGAAUUGGAUGUUAGCUGCAAUGAGAUUCAAAUCCUUCCUCACCAAAUGGAAAAGCUUCAGUCACUUAGGGAAUUAAAUAUUAGAAGAAAUCAUCUGCAGGUAUUACCUGAAGAAUUGGCAGAACUUCCCCUCGUAAAAUUAGACUUUUCCUGCAAUAAAGUGACCAAAAUACCCACCAGUUUUAGAAAGCUCAAAUACCUUCAGGUUAUAAUAUUAGAUAACAACCCAAUGCAAUCUCCUCCAGCACAGAUUUGUCUCAAAGGAAAAGUGCAUAUAUUCAAAUUCCUCAAUAUUCAAUCAUGUCGCAUAGACAAGAAGCCAGAUUCCUUGGAUCUUCCCUCUUUGGAUAAGAGAGCACAUCCUCAAACCCUGACGGACAGCAUGGAAGAUUUUUAUCCAGUUAAAAACCAUGGUCCUGAUUCAGGCAUUGGUAGUGAUAAUGGUGAUAAGCGGUUGUCUACAACUGAACCCUCAGAUGAUGAUACAGUUAGCAUACAUUCACAGUUAUCCGAAAUAGCCAAGGACAUUCCUCUGAAAUCAGACAAUCAUUUAACUGGAAAUAAAGUAAACUCCCAUAAAAGCUCAGUGGAUCAGGAGCAUUUUGAUUUUAUUGAGAAUGCAGAAGAGGAAGAAACACCAUCAUCUGAAACAGAUAUUCAUCUAAGUGCUCCAUUUGUGACCUGUAUAAAAGACCAAGGAAAGCUGCCUGAAAAAUCACAGCUUAUGGAAGAAAAUAAUUGGGAAGAUAAACCAAGGCGCUCAAGUGAAAUGCAACAAAUAUUUCGAGAUGAGGAUGAGUUGAAGGAAGUUAUGGAUUUGCGUAAAAUAGCAGCUCAAAUAUUACAGCAGGAACCACAGAACAGACGGAGGCCAGUAACUUUUAAAGCAUCAUUCAAUGAAAACUUUAUCCAGAGGAGAAGGUCAGCAGGACCAGGAUCAAGACUGUUAGUACACUCAUCAUUAAGUGGAAGAGACAAGAAGAAAAAACCAUUGGAAUCUAAUAGUAGAUCAACAGAUAAGGUAGAUUCACCAGGAUCACUCUUCAGCUGUCGGUCAACAGGUGUUUCUGACGAAGUUGAAAAACAAGAUGUGAAUAAUACAGAUCAAAAGUAUGGUGAGGUUCAGCGACCUGUAGAAUGGCAUCAUGAAGAAAGGAAACACAUUAAGCAGAUCAGAAAAGAUCAGAUGAAGCAGCUAAAAUCUUCAAAAAAGAAUAAAGAGGAAUUUGCAUAUGAAAAUGAGUCAGAUAUUGAAACUACAUCCAUGCCUUCGACAUCACCUGUUCAGAUCACAUCUUCUUCCCCUUCUGUCCAGGUUAUACGUAGCCAAUCUUUUGAGGAGGAAAGUAGGUUCAUUGCCUUCUCCACACCACCCUCAGCAGUACCUUUUGGCCUCAAACCUCGAUCUGCUUUCACCCGUCCACCUCGUCAGGAAUUUGGAGCUAUGGACCCAGGAUUUACUAUUCGAAGGAAGAUGGAACACCUAAGAGAAGAAUUGGAACAAAUUAGGCAGCUUAAGCAGAACCUUGAAUUAAGAUUAAAAGUAGUUCUGCCAGAAGACAUCGGCGCAGCAUUAAUGGAUGGGGUGGUACUGUGCCAUCUUGCCAAUCAUAUUCGUCCACGAUCGGUGGCCAGCAUCCAUGUCCCAUCACCAGCCGUGCCUAAACUGAGUAUGGCAAAGUGCAGAAGAAAUGUUGAGAAUUUUCUCGAGGCUUGCAGAAAAUUAGGAGUUCCAGAGGUAAUUUCGAGUCAUUCUGUGAACACAUUAUUGAUCAGAAGUCUUUCAAGCAUGGGUCUCAACAUCAUAGCUGCUUUCUUCCUUGCUAUAGUUUUACAGCCAAGACUGACAUCGGGAGUGCUGACAACAGUUGACCCACCUACUGAUGUACAGAUUAUUGAUCCUGGACACUUCGGGCCACUUCACAUACACUGGAAACCUCCACUCAGUUUGACUGGCAGGAUGAUUUGUACGGUACGGUACAUGUUGUUCUACUGCAACGUAGACUCAACGAAUUGUAAGCAUGUAGUCACCGGGCAACUGAAGCACACCGAUGGAUUUAACCUCAACAAGGGAAUCUUUGUGAAAAUCCAGACAUUAGUGAAAGAGCAUUGUGAAAAUGGAACUGAAAUACACAGCGAAUGGAUCAAGAAAGAGUACCGGCCGUACGCGGAAGGUCACGUGGAUUCCAAAGUCAAGAACUUGCAAUGCAUUGUUUACAACAUGGAAUACAUGGACUGUUUAUGGGAGAAUGGAAGCAAUGUUCCACGUGAUAUCAAUUACAGACUCCAUUAUUGGCAUCACAAGCUGGACCAAGCCAUGGAAUGCAAAACUUACAUUAAAAGUGUAGGUCAUAAUGUUGGCUGCCAUUUUUAUGAAGACAGUCUUGUCGAGUUCACUGAUUUCAACAUUUGCAUAAAUGGCACCUCAAGAACUCAUCCAGUGAAGCCAGCAUAUUAUGUAUUCCAGCUUCAGGAUCUUGUUAAGCCAGCAGCUCCUUAUAAAAUCAACAUGACUGCGUCAAAAAAUGGUAUCAUUUAUCUUCAAUGGGAGCCCCCAGCUGGCAAAAUCAAACCUCACUGCCUGGAAUAUGAAAUUCAUUACUCAGGAAAAGACUCUAUCUGGAAGCCGAAUGUAACUCUUGAGGAAACUACCUAUACGUUCCUGAACGUGAACGUUAAACCAAAGUUCUGUGUCCGUUUAAGAGCCACUGUCCACAAGUAUUGUGCUGAAAAAAGCUUUUGGAGUGACUGGAGCCCUGCCCAAUGCUUGCAAGACUCUUCAGCAGACAGGGAAAAUGAUUCUAUCAAAUUUAACUUGUUGCAUGAGCUGAUUUUACUCUCGUCAUUGGCAUUAAUCACUUUGGUUCUGCUUGUGAGUAUUCUCGGCUGCUGGAUCAGAUGGAAGCGAUCCUUUGCAAAGGAAAAGUUCAAUGUGUUACUUACUGAAGAAACCAAGAGCAUCAAAGAAAGAAAAUGCAUUGACUGCUGAAAUAUUGCUCACUCUUUUAAGAGUAUUACUGAUCAUUAAAAGUUCUCAUUAAUUGCAUUUUAAAUUAAUACAAUUUAAGAAUUUCCAUACAGAAUGGGCUUUUAUGUAUUCAGUCUUUAAAAGUUCUGUUGUUCCUUAGAUGAUUGUAGAUUUAACAGCUGCAUUUUUGCAAGAGCCAGGGUAAUUUUAUAGUGAAGCAACAGUGUAGCAGUUAUUUUCAAAUUGUGCAACUCUCAAGACAUUUCUUGUGAAUGACUGGGUACUUCAUUGCACUUUGGAAAGCAAGCUGAACUAUUACAUUGUGAGGAUAUUAUAAAAGAAGAUUUGGAAUUAAGUAAUAUAUCUUAGGACCACAGUAUGUUCCAAGUGUAAUAUGGCUAAAGAGAUAUUCUUGAAGUGUGAUUUUCCAAUCAACGUAUCAGAUGCAUAUAAAACUUACAGAGGUGUUUGAGAGUUAUAGAGCUCAGAAAUAGGCCCGUUGAUGCACCAUGUUCUUGUUGGCCAUUCAGUACAUGUCUAUACUAAUCCCAUUUUUCAGUACUCAUUCCAAACCCUAUAUAUCAAGUGCUCAUCUAAAUGCUUCUUAAAUAUUGUGAACAACGCUCUGACAGUGAGUUCCAGAUUUCAAUUACUCUCUCGGUGAAAAGAUAUUCUUUCUCAAAUCUUUUCUAAAUCUUGUAUCCCUUACCUUAUAUGUGUGCCCUCCAGUCUUAGCCACACCUGCUAAGGUGACAAAUUCUCCACUAUGUCUUUGCCCCUUAUAAACAUAUAUUUGGGGGCCUGUGAUACACCCCCAGCAAACAGAUCACCCUUCCUUUGUCCCUAAGGUCCACCUCUGUGGGCUCAUUUGAAGAACCCUUCAGAUAUUCCCUCUCUGUAUUUCAGAAAUGAAUGCCUUGAUUAAUUCUACAGUAUCAUUUCCCUUUUUAUACUCUAUUUCUCACCCUCAAACACUUAUUGAAAAUGAUUCUAUACCUGGAAAGUUGAGCUUCCAUCUUUCAGCCAAAUUGCCAUGAUUGAAACAGUAACACAUUCCUAUUUAUUAAUCCCUUACCUCAGUUUCUUUGAUCCUUGUGUCAUUACAGUUACGAACCAUGAAAACUUAGUUUACUUUGAAGAGUUUUCAUUUUUUCUCUCACUGAAUAAUGGACAUUUUCCAGUUCAGAUACGAUCUGCCUGCCUUGUAUGUCUCAUCUUUUCCGAAACUUUAACCAUGACCUUGAAAUCAAAAGCCCUGCAGUACAAUCUUUUCAGCUACACGUUCGUUUAACUUUUCCUACAAUCUUUAUAUUCAAUAGCACUUGAAAUAAUCCAAAGAUUAGAUGUCGUACUCUCUAAUCUGCUCCCUGUACUCACAAUACUGGACUUCAGCCCCCAUUUUACUCAUGUUGUUCCAACUCAGAUGAAGUACAACUUGUGACUGUAUAUUCUGCCUUAGAACAUUUCUGUGAUCUUGGUGCCGGGGGCAUCAAAACAACCUGGGUUGUGUCCCAUAAGUGCCUGUCUUUUCCCUCAAUAUUGAGCACCCUGUCAUUAUUGUUCUAGGACUCUGUUCUUUUUCCUUUCUAAAAAAAUUAGAGUCAUACACAAUACUGGGAACGUCUCCAGCAACAGGAAGCUGUUCUACAUUUCAGGAUGGAAGCGCAAUCAUUGUUUUUUUCUGAAUUAUGAAAAUUAAUGUUCAGUCCUGAUCUUUUGGAUGUAUUGUACAAAGUCUGCUUGGAAGAAAUGUUUUUAAAUAGCAAUAUUUUAUGUAACUGAUAAGUUAGGUGGGUUUGCAAGGAGCAGUGGUCUCAUAAGACACAACUAAAUGAAUUGGAAAACUGGUUGACAGAAAUACAUGCUGUAGUACUGUAUUAUUUAUGUGUAUAAAGUAUUAUUAUGCUGUUCAAUAUUAUCAAAAAAUUAGAUAGCGUUUUAUAGAAUACAUCUCAUGAUUCAAGAAGCUCAAGUGCAGUUUUUGUGGCUAUUUUUGUAAUAUAUUUUAAAGAAGAAGUUAAUCUUCUAGAAUUAAAAGGCAUCCAGGACUACAGAGAGAGUGAGAGAAUAUGGUAUUGAGAUAAAUCAUCAGCCAUGACUGUAUUGACUGAUGGAGCAGGCUCAAAGGCUAAACGGGCCUUUUCCUAUUCCUAUCUUCUAUGUUCUCAUACCGUAAAUACAAACAUUUUAAGCUAAAGAGAAGAUAUUAGUUCCUGUUUCCGUUUAACACCAUUGAAAAUGGUCUUUCAUUCAGUAUGUAUACACAAUAUGCUUACAUAUUUAACCCUAGUAUUUAGUAGUACUAUAGUGAGAUAUCAGCACUAAACAUUUUAGUUGUUUGGCUUUCGAAUGUGCAUUGUUAGCAAGCAAAACUACCAGGAGAAUUGCUGGUUCUUGAGAAAUCAGUGUGGUCUUUUCACACUUUCGUUAAUUGGGUUAUAAAACUGCACUAAUACUUGUGUUAUAAAAAUCUUAAGUGAAUAAAACUGAAACAGUUUGAGUCAAUGCACAUGAAGUAAGUGUUCUGAUAUUAAAUAUAGAAGACAAUAUGAGCACAGCAAGCUUUUGUAAACAAUGAAAUGAAUGGACAGUAUUUUUUUAUUUGAUUAGGACAUUUUGCUCUUUAGUUAAUACCUUGGGAUUGAACUGAAUGACCAGAAUGAGCCUAUUAAUCAACAUUACAUAUAAAACAUACAGAAAUGAAAUGCUGUCAUUAAAAUGUAUUUCAAUAUAUUAGUUAAUUGUAAUAAAUAAAAGAUUAUCCUGCACAAUAAUGUCAUAUAUUUGUAAAACUUCCUUUGUAGUUUGUGUUAUUUGAAUGCAGAAGAUCAAAAAUAAA
This is a messenger RNA of Mobula hypostoma (lesser devil ray), 6283 nucleotides long. Its product is annotated as leucine-rich repeat and calponin homology domain-containing protein 2-like. Bases 25 to 3465 code for a protein of 1146 amino acids. The record is from RefSeq and is a predicted model, not a curated record. Gene Ontology annotation, cellular component: membrane. The transcript is spliced from 30 exons. Gene Ontology annotation, molecular function: protein binding; cytokine receptor activity. Lineage: Eukaryota; Metazoa; Chordata; Chondrichthyes; Myliobatiformes; Myliobatidae.